UUAAACACACAAGUUUAUUAAUUUCGAUGAACUAUUCGUUAUACUUCAAACCUCCUCAUUGACCCUCUUAAUAUACCUCAAAGAAAUACCUAACUCACAUAUUUAUCAGUUUAAGCUUAAGCAUAACAGUCCAUUAGGCAACCUGCUUCCUAUUCAUAUUCAAUGUUUCAAAUUCUAAAUGAUCUAUAUGAUAUAGUUCAGGAUCGCCGUCGUCAAGCUCUUGAGGAAUUCAAUCUCUUUUGGAACCGAUGGGUUCCACCCCAUCGCCAAGUGCAGUUGGAUGCACCUGUUUCAGGAGACGUUUGUCAGCAUGGAUUAGAGCGUCUUCGGAGUCAACAACGACAACAACAUCCAAAUAAGCUAGGCAAAUUACAAAAGGAACAGGAGCAGUAUUAUCGAGAAAGCUCCGAGCCAUUGCGUUUGCGUGAACGAGAAGAUAAACUACACAGAUACCACACUCAAAAACUAUUGAAUCCUCAAGCGCGAGAUUGUAAUAUCAAAGUUAUCAAUGCUGUGCAAGCUAUGCAUGACAGGGCAGACGAAGAAGUUAGACAAAGAAAAAGGAAAGAACGAGAUGAGGACAGUAAUAAUGAUAGAUCAUUUCUUCAUCCAUCAGCAGCAACAGCAACAACAUCAACAGCAGAAGCACCUGUUAAAAGGCAAAAAACACUACCUGCCAGUUUCCCAUUGUUUGUAGAACAAGAGCCUCAGCAUUAUCCAAAUGCAUCCAUAACACCAGCAAAUUUAAAAUCCAUCCUUAAAAAACCAACGCAACCGCUGGUGCGUGCAAAGUCAGCUAUGCAUACAGCAACAGCAACAAAGCCAACAGUUACUAUUCCUGACGAAGAGUUAAUGGCACAAAUUACAAAAGAUGACAAAAGGCUGGAAGCGUUGAACAAGCGAAUGGAUGUGGCCAAACGAAAAUCAAUUGAAUUGUUGGAGGGCUAUCAUGGCUUCCACGACAAUGAAGAUCAUGAAGUAGCUGAAAAGUUAUCAAGUUGGAGAACCGCUCAAUGUUAACCAUGGCAACAACAAGCAUAUCAAUACCGUUCUCUCCUCCUCCUUUGCAUAGGUUAAAGAUGCGUCAAAUAAUACGUUCAAUUCCUCUAGUCCGCCUCAAAGAGGCCAGAAUAAUUAUGGGUCCGGACGGUGAGGAAAAGAUCAACCCUUUUUGGGUUGAAAUCUAUGGCAAUCGCUCUUGAACAAAUAAACAAUGGCUUGUUGACUUCAUUUCGUUUCAAGUGCUUCUUCUAAAAGCUUC
Mycotypha africana is the source of this 1261-nucleotide messenger RNA. RefSeq lists its product as uncharacterized. Bases 163 to 1020 code for a protein of 285 amino acids. Lineage: Eukaryota; Fungi; Mucoromycota; Mucoromycetes; Mucorales; Mycotyphaceae. The transcript has 3 exons. The record is from RefSeq and is a predicted model, not a curated record.